This is a messenger RNA of Paraphaeosphaeria sporulosa, 983 nucleotides long. RefSeq lists its product as uncharacterized. The transcript has 2 exons. The record is from RefSeq and is a predicted model, not a curated record. Lineage: Eukaryota; Fungi; Ascomycota; Dothideomycetes; Pleosporales; Didymosphaeriaceae. Bases 375 to 983 code for a protein of 202 amino acids.
CGUUACCCUUGCCGAUCCACAACCACCUUCAAAUCCAGGGUCUCGCGGGCGUUUCGAGUUGAGCGACUGCACGACGCAAAGAGGAGCGUUGAAAUUGCUGUUUACCCCUUGUGGCGGAUCGCAGCGGGACGCGGCCCCAGAUAGAAGAAAAUGCGGGAAAACGUUUCGUCCAAUAACCCGGUUCAUGAUGGCAUCGGCAAUCUCCCGGUGCCAGAAAGCUUGUCUGUGUGGAGCGAAAGGCUUAGCUGUGCGCAGCCGAGAUGGAGAUGGGGGUAGUGACCUUGGAUUGAGGCGAGAAAGGUGGGAUGUGACGAAGGAAGGCCUCGCUGUGGAGCAACUCCUCGGAGCGCAGAGCCGAGUAUAUAUAUCAACGGAUGUGUUGCCGUUUUGUUUCCGCAUCAAAUUGGAUCAGCACUUCACUUCGACAACCACUCACUCAUCCUCUCGCACACCAGUCCUCCACCAUGAUGUCCAUGAUUCUCCUCACGGCCGCUGCCUUCAGCACGACCACCACCGCAGCAACAACCUACAAAGCGUCUUUCACACAGUACGGUUCGACGGACACCUGGGGAUCAGGUAACUGUAAUGUCGCAAGCACCGCAUGCGGCUUUUACACCUCCCCCGGGUACUCUGCCGCGGUAUCGCAGAACGAGUUCGGUGUCGGCCCCGGCGCAGGAGCGGGCCCGGGCUGCGGCACCUGCUGGAAGUUGACUGUGCAGACGGACAGCAGCGGGAAUGACCUGUCGAACGCGGGGAACAGCAUCGUGGUGCAAGUGACGAAUCUCUGCCCUGCAAGUGGUAACCCUCUCUGCGCGCAGAAUGGACUUACGGGCACAAACCAGUAUGGAGCCAACCUCAACUUUGAUCUUUGCAUUGAUAGCGGGGCUUCGAAGGCAUUGUUUGGGAACAGUGGGGUUGGGCUGGCGGUGGGGAGUGCUGUGCAGGUUGAUUGCAAUCAGUGGAGUGGGAAGGUGGUGCACUAG